This is a messenger RNA of Cyanidioschyzon merolae strain 10D, 1203 nucleotides long. RefSeq lists its product as hypothetical. The transcript has a single exon. Lineage: Eukaryota; Rhodophyta; Bangiophyceae; Cyanidiales; Cyanidiaceae. The coding region runs from base 1 to 1203 and encodes 400 amino acids. The record is from RefSeq and is a predicted model, not a curated record.
AUGGAGCAGCAUCCGCGGCGCUUCACUCGCGCUCUGAAGCAUGACCCAUGGGAACCAGGGGUGCCUCACGACACAGCGUGGUCUUGCAGGUACCGGCAUAGGCGUUGUGCAAAGCUUGGAGAACGCUCUUUCCAGACUUCCGUAGCCCGAAAGCGCCACAGCGCCAGUGUGCACGUCUCGGCAGCGUUCUGCACGAGCCUCCGAGGCACAGUCGUAGAACGCAUCCUGCCGGUGUCUCGAGCAUGCAGGCAUGCCACACCUACGAUCAUUUUUCGUACAAGCGUAUCCAUCUCGAAAGCUCCACGCAGAUACAUCAUCAAACAGGCGAUAUUCGGUCCGACACUCGAGCUGGACGCGGCAGCUGCUCGCCCGAUGCAUCACCAAGAACUCGUUUGCGAUACGCCCAAGCGGCAGCCGCAGCCACUCCUUCUAUAUGCAGCUCGGCCGAGGCCUCACUACGGACGUGUUCUCGGGACGCAGCACCAGCAACCCGUGCAGCAGCAUAGGUUUCCGCACACAGACUUUCGUGCAACGAGGGAGACUCGUUCCGAGGUCCGGUAUCGGAGCGUCCUCGAUAGCGGCCAACUCGAGGCGACCGUCCGUCAGCAGAAGCUUCAGAGUGCGCUCGGGCCCGCUUGGAAGAUCCGCUUUUUCCUCAGCGGCGCUGACGUCCGCAACGUCCAGCACCUGAAAAACGAGAAGCUCCCCGCGUAUGGGAACGACCACGCCGUCUUCCUUGGAGAGCAGCGCUGGCUGUGCCUCCGCAGGAAGGCUGCCUCUCUCGACGACGCGCCGGUCCUCAAAGUCGACUGUUUCCAGAGCAAACGUUACGAGUUCUUCAACGUCUGGGUAACGUUCGUGUGCUUGCGUGAGCCAGUCAAGGCUGAAGCACGGAAGGCCCCGUCUCCAGAGCGCCCGUUGGAGGUGCUCCAACCCGGACGCCAUCGGCGGGAGAAAACCUUCGAGGUGGACAACGGUUCAAAACCGCAGGACCCGCUCCAGCCCAGAGGCGAUGCAGCUGCCGCGUACCCAGCCGUUGUUACCCUAGAGAACAGCACGUUCUACGGAACGCAUUUGCGAACGAGAACGAUGAGGCCCAACGUGAUCACGCGGGAUACUACAGCCGUGUUUAGACCCUGCAAGAAUACUCUCUUCCAAAGCGUUCCCAUUCCGCAGAGCGUUGCCGCAGCAAACGCCGCUUGA